AUGGCGACCGAUGACAAGAAUGUUAUGGACGAUGUCCGAGAGGAAUACGGACAGCCGCGAAAGCUCAGUGUGGCGAGCGCAAAAGGUGUAGAUGCUGCUCGUCAUGGAGACAGAGCUCUUGCCAUCAUUGGCGAUGAGAGAGUUAGCCUGACAGAGGAAGAUAACAAGCGGAUUCGUCGCAAGACAGACAGGGUCAUACUCGCCAUUCUUGUCUGGGUCUACUUUUUGCAGAUUCUUGACAAGUCAGUCCUGGGAUACGGAGCCACGUUUGGACUGAAGGAGUCCACUGGCCUUACCGGAAAUCAGUACUCUCUGGUUGGAAGCAUCGCACCCAUCGCACAACUAGCAUGGCAACCAUUCUCAUCCUUCCUCAUCGUCAAAGUACCACAUCGCAUUCUGAUGCCUUCGCUGUGCCUGGGAUGGGGCAUUGCGCAAACGGCCAUGGCAGCGUGCCACAACUUCGGUGGCUUAAUGGCGGCUCGCUUCUUCCUGGGUCUUUUCGAAGCAGGAUGCCUACCUCUAUUCAGUAUCAUCACAUCACAGUGGUAUAGACGAUCUGAACAGCCUCUUCGAGUUGCUGCAUGGUACGGUACCAACGGCUUGGCUACGAUCGUUGCCAGUGCUCUGUCUUAUGGACUAGGGCAUAUCCCAUCUGAGUCCCUGGAGUCAUGGCAAAUCAUCUUCUUAUUUGUGGGCUUGGUCACUGUUAUAUCCGCGCCUUUCGUCUACUGGAAGCUCGACAACGACAUCCCCUCGGCAAGGUUCCUCUCUGAAGAGGACAAACCAAAGGCUAUCGAGCGACUGAGAGCAAACCAGACAGGGACAGGCUCACGCGAAUUCAAAUGGUCACAUCUUCUAGAACUUGCACUCGAGCCCAAGACUUAUCUCUGGAUCGGCCUCUCCCUCCUGUUGAACGUGGGAGCAUCAGUCACAAACACCUUUGGGCCACUCAUUCUGAACGGAUUCGGGUACGACAAGUACCUGACUUCCCUACUCAACAUGCCGUUUGGUGCGAUGCAAUUCAUUGUCAUCAUCGCCGCGUCCUGGGUGGUACAGAGAUUUCGAAACAAGUCGAUUUUCCUGGUGGCCUUGACCAUCCCAGUCAUUGCUGGCUUGGCUAUGCUUUACACCCUCAGCCACACGCCAUCUCACCAAGGUGCUCUCCUAGCUGGAUACUACCUCCUGGCAUUCUUGUUUGGCGGGAACCCUAUCAUCGUCUCGUGGAUCGUGGGCAACACAGCGGGCACGACCAAGAAGUCAGCCGUUAUGAGUGUCUAUAACGCCGCUUCAUCAGCUGGGAACAUCAUCGGCCCGCUGCUGUUCAAUUCCAAGGAUGCUCCGCAGUACAAGCCCGGUGUACGAUCGGUCCUUGCCAUAUUUGUGGCAUUGGCAGCAUGCACCGUCUUGCAAGCCUUCAAUCUGGUGUUCCUGAACAAGCUCCAAGAGCGCAAAAGAGUCGCGAACGGCAAGCCAGCGACAAUCAAAGACCGAAGCAUGGAAACCGAGUAUCAUGAUGCAGACGAGCAGCUUGAAAGUGACGACGUCGAGGCAGAUGCUCAUCAAGCGAGAAUUGGUGACCAAGCCUUCCUGGAUCUGACUGACAGGAAGAACGACGAGUUUGUCUACAUAUACUGA
Messenger RNA from Zasmidium cellare ATCC 36951, 1635 nucleotides. RefSeq lists its product as uncharacterized. Gene Ontology annotation, molecular function: transmembrane transporter activity. Gene Ontology annotation, biological process: transmembrane transport. The record is from RefSeq and is a predicted model, not a curated record. Gene Ontology annotation, cellular component: membrane. The coding region runs from base 1 to 1635 and encodes 544 amino acids. NCBI's taxonomy places the organism in Eukaryota, Fungi, Ascomycota, Dothideomycetes, Mycosphaerellales, Mycosphaerellaceae. The transcript has 5 exons.